AUGUUUUGUUAUAAAUUAUUUGUUAAAAAUUCAUUUGUAAAUUCGCCUAAAUUGAAAGAUAAAACGGUUAAAUUAAUAAGUUAUAAACACAUCGGUGGUAACACGCCAUUAAUAUAUAAAACCGUUGGAGAUGUUUUGGAUAAAACGGCUGAAAAAUAUGGGGAUAGAACGGCCAUAGUUUCAUGUUAUCAAAAUAAAAGAAUCACUUAUCAAGAAGUUAAAGAACAGGCUGAAGCAUUUGCAUGUGGUCUUUUAGAAACAGGUGUCGUACCUGGUGACAGAGUUGGAAUUUGGUCUCAAAAUUCAGCCGAAUGGUAUAUAAUUUCAUUUGCGUGUGCAAAAGCUGGAUUUAUAUCGGUAUAUUUAAAUCCGGCAUACAGAUCCGAAGAAUUAAAACAUUGUUUGAGAGCUGUCGGUGUUAAAGUUUUAAUCGCUGCGGAUUCAUUUAAAAAUUUAAAUUAUUUUGAUAUUUUACGUAAAAUUGAUUCCAAUUUUUUAAACGGAGAAGCUGGACAAUUAAAAAGUGACGUUUUACCCGAAUUAAAAUCCAUCGUUAAUAUAUCGGAUUCGAGUAUCUCGUCUUUUUAUUCAUUUAACGAUAUCGUAAAAAAAUGCACGGGAAAUGCAAAGGAUGAAUUAAGGAAAAUAUCAAAAUCAUUGGGACCCGAAGAACCUGUCAAUAUACAAUUCACAUCGGGUACGACAGGUUCACCCAAAGGAGCUGUCCUUUCUCAUUUUAACAUCGUUAAUAAUUCUUAUUGUAUAUCGAGGAGACAAGAAUUUCAUGAAAAACAUCACAUCGUUUGUUUUAUGGGUCCUUUAUUUCACGCAUUGGGUAGUGUCGUUGCCAUGUUGGGUUGCGUUCACGAAGGAUUAACAUUAGUCAUACCUACAACUGCAUUUAGUCCCACGAAAGCCGUAGAAGCAAUCGUACAAGAAAAAUGUACUGUUUUAGUAGGAACGCCAACGAUGUUUAUAGACGUGGUGAAAAUAGUAAAACAAAAAGAAUUAAAAAUAGAUACGGUUGAAUUAGCCAUAUCCGGUGGAGCAUAUACGUCAACGGUUCUUUUUUCGGAUAUGAUAGAAUAUUUUAAAGUUAAAAGAGUUUCGUCUGUUUACGGUUUAACCGAAACGGGACCUGUAUCGUUUAUGUCACAAGUAAACGACGAUAGAGAAAAACAAUUAACGACCGUCGGAUGUUUAAUGGAACACGUCGAAGCUAAAGUUGUCGAUGACAAUGGUAAAACGUUGCCCUGGAACACUCCUGGAGAAUUAUGGGUAAGAGGAUAUAACAUUAUGAAAGGAUACUGGAGUUUAAAAGAAAAAACUAAGGAAACGAUAACGCCCGAAAGAUGGUUGAAAACAGGUGAUCAAUUUGUUUUAUUGGAAAACGGUUAUGGUAAAAUUGUGGGUAGGAAAAAAGAUUUGAUAAUUCGUGGGGGUGAAAAUAUAUAUCCGGCCGAUAUUGAAGAAUUUUUAAGCACUCAUCCGGAUAUAUUAGAAGCACAGGUCGUCGGUCUUCCCGAUCCAAGGCUAGGAGAACAAGUUUGUGCUUGUAUAAGACUUAAACCGAAUUCAUUUUUGACAGAGGAAGAAGUUAAAGAAUUUUGUAAGGGAAAGAUAGCCGAUUUUAAAAUUCCUUAUUACGUUUGGUUCGUCGAUAAAUUUCCAAUAACACCUUCAGCAAAAGUUCAAAAGUACAAAUUACAACAGGAUGCUAUAAAACAUUUUAAAUUGGAAUCUAAUUAA
This is a messenger RNA of Pediculus humanus corporis (human body louse), 1749 nucleotides long. Its product is annotated as firefly luciferase, putative. The record is from RefSeq and is a predicted model, not a curated record. The transcript is spliced from 11 exons. The coding region runs from base 1 to 1749 and encodes 582 amino acids. Lineage: Eukaryota; Metazoa; Arthropoda; Insecta; Psocodea; Pediculidae. Gene Ontology annotation, biological process: fatty acid metabolic process. Gene Ontology annotation, molecular function: medium-chain fatty acid-CoA ligase activity.